Molecule: messenger RNA, 1266 nt
Organism: Aspergillus calidoustus
Lineage: Eukaryota; Fungi; Ascomycota; Eurotiomycetes; Eurotiales; Aspergillaceae
Source: the annotation of a GenBank genome assembly
AUGCCACUAAACGUCAUCGUCGUCGGUGCAGGCCUCGGCGGCCUAGGCGCCGCUCUAGCACUCCACCGCGCCGGGCACAAUGUGCAGGAACACGUUCUCGAAAAAUCAAGCUUCCUUAACGAAUUCGGCGAAGCAAUCCACGUCGCACCAAACGCCACGCGCAUUCUGAAAGCGUGCGGAUGCGACCUUUACUGGCUGAGGCCGGUUCAUUGCGAGAAAUUGCAGAUCUGGGAUGCUAAGGGAAAUUUGAUCCGGACGCCGAUUGUCACGAAGGAGUAUCAAACUGCUUUAGGUGUACACGAUGAAUGGGUUCUUCCCCACAGGGUGGACUUGCACAGUGCACUGCGGGCUACUGCUGCUCGGGUGGAUGCAGAAGCAGGAGAGGUCCUCCUCGAAGACGGCACCAAGUACACCGGCGACCUCAUCGUAGGCGCCGACGGUAUUCACUCCCGCUCCGUCCACGCGAUUCUCAGCCCCACCGGAACCAGCAUAAGCACCGGCCAAAACUGCUUCCGCUUCCUCGUCCCUGUCACCAAGAUGCAAGAGACUGCAUUAACAGCCAAUCUCAUGACGAAAAUCGGCCUUGACAGCGUGCACGUCUUCACCACGCACGAUCGACGCCUCGUGCUGUAUCCCUGCCGGAGAGGCCAACUUCUCAACGUCGCUGGGAUCUAUCCGUCUGAUCCGGGCACGGACGAGAGCCAUGAUGCCUCAUGGCAUAACGCGGGGAGUUUAGAGGAGCUCCUCGAUACCUUCCAGGAUUUCAGCGACGAACUGCAAGAGAUGUGUCGCAUGGUGGAAGACGUCAAGCUGUGGAGUCUGGUCUGGCAUCUCGCGACCCCGCGCCGACGUUUGUCCGCGGAAAACUGGCGCUCAUCGGGGAUGCGGCGCAUCCGAUGCUUCCUCGUGCACCAGGGCCAAGGCGCCGCGCUGGCGUCCGAAGACGCGGCUGCCCUCGCAGGUGUGCUACCAGAAGCCACAAGCGUAGGCCAACUCCCAGAAAGACUGGACCUCUACAAUCGCCUACGGUAUGCACAUGCCGUGACGGUCAUGAUAAUGUCGCGGACGGUGUCACGGACGGUGUCACGGACGGCGGUCGAGCGGCGGGAGGAGAUGCUUGAUAAAUUCCGUCGGUUUGUCCCUGGGGCGGUCUCGCCGAGUGUAUGUUUGGGUACAUGUGGACGUCGGAUCCGAUUGGGGAGGCGAGGAGGGUUGUGGAGGCGUCGUGAUAGGGAGAGUGAUCCUAAAGUCAGCGGGCAGUGCUGA